UCUCUCUCUCUCUCUCUCUCUCUUUCUUGAGUUCAUCCUCAAAAGCUCCGGCUCCUAAGAAAGAAAUACUGUAGCCAGAGAAGAAAGAUUCAAUCUUUUGAAAAUGGAGGUCUCCACUGACACAGCUGCCACCUCCACCACCACCACCAACAACUGUGCCUCCUCUCCUCAAUCUCAAUCUUCCCCUAGUCUCUGCCCAUCUCCCUCUCCUCCUCCUCCUCCUCCUCCAACCUUUGUAGUCAGCCCCUGUGCUGCCUGUAAGAUCCUUCGUCGUCGAUGCAUCGAAAAAUGCGUCCUUGCACCUUACUUCCCUCCCACUGAACCCCUAAAGUUCACCACCGCUCAUCGAGUUUUCGGCGCUAGCAACAUCAUCAAGUUCUUGCAGGAACUCCCAGAGUCACAGAGGGCUGAUGCAGUGAGUAGCAUGGUUUAUGAAGCAAACGCAAGGAUUAGAGACCCAGUUUAUGGGUGCGCAGGAUCGAUUUGCCAGCUUCAGAAGCAAGUGAGUGAUCUCCAAGCACAAUUGGCGAAAACCCAAGCUGAGCUUGUCAACAUGCAAUGCCAACAGACCAACCUUCUGGCCUUAAUCUACAUGGAGAUGUCACAGUCUCAACCACAACAGCAACAACAACAACAACAGUUCACACAACCACCACCUCUGGACAGCUUCAUCAGUAGCCCACCUCACAGCUACCAAAUUAAUGGAAGCUUCUCAGAUGACAACAACAAUCUAAGCUCAUUAGUCUGGGAACCCCUCUGGACAUGAUUUUUCCACCGCCGCCGCCGCCGCCGCCGCCACCACCACCGCCACCAUGGCUGCGGGCUUUGAAUUCCCAUCUCAAAGAGAAACUAAUCUGUUUUAGUAGGCAGAGGUAGCUAGAGAGAGAGAGAGAGAGAGAGAGAGAGAGAGAGAGAGAGAGUUUCAUGAAUAAAUCACAAGAAACCAAGUGAGACCCGCAAAGUAGUAGUAUCUGAUAGGUUGGGGGAGAAGGCAAAGGCAGGAAGUCUUCAAAUGAAGAUGUUGAUGGGUUAUUUGGCUUUCCCUCCAUGUAUUCUUCAAAUUAACUAAAGAAACUGAAGUAACUGUG
This is a messenger RNA of Macadamia integrifolia, 1088 nucleotides long. RefSeq names its product LOB domain-containing protein 1-like. NCBI's taxonomy places the organism in Eukaryota, Viridiplantae, Streptophyta, Magnoliopsida, Proteales, Proteaceae. The transcript is spliced from 2 exons. The record is from RefSeq and is a predicted model, not a curated record. The coding region runs from base 104 to 766 and encodes 220 amino acids.